AGGGACCGUGCAGGCGUCGGAGGAGGCUCUGGCGUGGCUGCGACACCAGAUGGCUAUCAUCAGGGGAGACACCCACACCACUCUAGGGUUGGCGUGGGGCAAGCGGAGGCCAGAUAACCAGGACUCCCAUACCACCAUCGGCGCCACUACCCCUAUGGAGACGAACCUUCAUAACACUACGGCAGCCUCAUCCAUCAUCAUCAUCCAAGCUGAGUCAUCAUCUGCUGCGCCUUCUUCAGGAACCACACUUAGACCAGAGACACGUGACUCUCUCUAUAUGACACCUGUUCCUCCCAAUAUGACGCCUGUUCCUCCCAAUAUGACACCUGUUGCUCCCUAUAUGACACCUGUUCCUCCCUAUAUGACACCAGCCCCUCCCUAUAUUACACCAGCCCCUCCCUAUAUGACACCAGCCCCUCCCUAUAUGACACCUGUUCCUCCUAUAUACCCCACUCCCUAUAUGACACCAGCCCCUCCCAAUGACACCAGCCCUCCCAAUAUAACACCUGUUCCUCCUUAUAUGACACCUGUCCAUCUAAUAUGA
This is a messenger RNA of Homarus americanus (American lobster), 544 nucleotides long. Its product is annotated as extensin-2-like. The record is from RefSeq and is a predicted model, not a curated record. NCBI's taxonomy places the organism in Eukaryota, Metazoa, Arthropoda, Malacostraca, Decapoda, Nephropidae. The transcript is spliced from 2 exons. The coding region runs from base 50 to 544 and encodes 164 amino acids.